AUGGCUUCAUAUAAUGUCACGAAGAAAAAUCCGGCCACAGAAAAAGACGUCUGUUUUACGUUAUUUACAAGUGAAGCUAUCGAUGGCGCACACGGCACGAUGUUAACUAUCGUUCUUUUAAUUACGACGACGGCGAUUAUUACAUCGAACCUUCUUGUGUUGAUUGGAUUGUGGAAAACCAACAAAGUAUUCACAACUGUACACAAAUUACUUUUCAUUCUUAGCUCGCUGGAUCUUAUAAUUGGUGUAUUUGUAGCACCGCUACAGAUUACGAUGAUCAUGCUGGCAUCGAAAGCGCCUUGUUUUCUGAUAAAUCUUCAAGCCUUCAGUAAUGUUUUCUUACCACUAAUGGAUGGUAUGGUUCUUUUAACUCUUGUUUUUAUUCGAUAUCAGGUCACAACGAACUCCAAAAUUUAUCGAAAUUAUUCAAGUUUUCGUUAUGUCUACGUCAUGCUUUUAACUAGUGCCAUACCUCCUCUUACGUUCUCCACCUGGUAUGUUUUAAACAGACGAGUUAUUGAAGUAUGGAGUCACGCCUAUUUCUUCAUUACAGUGGCGAGUUUUACUGUAAUACUUUUGUUUGUUAUUAUGACUUUCAAUGUAAAAAUACUAACUUACGUAAAUAAAUCAGGAAAAAGAACAAGAGCUUAUACGACAACAGGUGCGUCCACGUAUCAUAGAAAUGUUUCAAACACAAUCCUGUUAAUCUCAGUAUCAAUUACAGUUUGCUAUCUACCAUUGAUUUUUAUAUUUUUAAUUUCGGGAUUUUUUUUGUUGACGAAGCAUAAAGAUAUGUCAGAGCUUGAAAUAAUUGUACCGUGGUCACAAAUACCGAUAUUGAUAAACUCGUGUUUGAAUUCGGUUAUCUAUAUAGCGCGAACUAAAGACAUUAAGAAUUAUUAUAGUGCAUUAUUUGGAAAGAAAAACAGAGCAUUGGAAACUACGUACGAAGAAAGACAUUCAACACAAAGAGAACAAAAUGUGUUAGAUUUUCAAAUUGCCUGUUAA
Hydractinia symbiolongicarpus is the source of this 1008-nucleotide messenger RNA. RefSeq names its product sphingosine 1-phosphate receptor 3-like. Gene Ontology annotation, molecular function: G protein-coupled receptor activity. The transcript has a single exon. NCBI's taxonomy places the organism in Eukaryota, Metazoa, Cnidaria, Hydrozoa, Anthoathecata, Hydractiniidae. Gene Ontology annotation, cellular component: membrane. The record is from RefSeq and is a predicted model, not a curated record. Bases 1 to 1008 code for a protein of 335 amino acids. Gene Ontology annotation, biological process: G protein-coupled receptor signaling pathway.